ACCGGGGGGGAGUAUCCUCUCGCUUCGGGUCCGCCGCCGCCGCCGCGCGGUGUGUAACUCAUUAUUAUUAUUAGAACAUCGCCUUUGAAGGAGUCGGUUGUUGUUGUUGUUGUUUUUGUUGUUGUUAUUGUUAUCGGGGGGAAACUGACAUGUCAGUCGCUGUUGUCGCUGUUGUUCGCAGGAAACAAUAAGCUGCCGUGAAAUGUGUCGUCUUCGCGACGGGACCGUUAGCGGCGCGCGCCGGACCGAGACAACCGUGGUUCCGGGCGGAGUCUCGCUGCGCCGCGGGCCGCAGAGAGUCCGAUGAACGCGCGUGUUCGCCGGGGACAGUCCGCCGCAGCGACAUGGCCGAGGAGCGUCCUCCAGGCGCGUGGUUGCCGUGGGUGACAGUCCGUCACGAGUACAUUGGCCUCAGGUCCUUCCAGGUCACAUCCUUCACAUCAGUUCAAGAGGUCAAACAGUUACUCUACGAGGAGACGGAUCUCCCGGUUAAAGAGCAACGGCUGAUUCACAAUGGGAGAGUGCUGGAUGACGGCGUGCAGAUCGGGACCUUGGUGCCCACAGGAAGCCCAGAAGUGUCUAUCGCGUUGGAGGGAAGAGGCCUUAAAGGGGGAGGGAGGUUUGGACAGACGACGCCGCCACUCGUCGAGUUCUUGAAAGAUAUUCUGAGGAGGUAUCCUGAAGGUGGACAGAUUCUGAAGGAGCUGAUUCAAAAUGCGGAGGAUGCCGGAGCCACAGAGGUCAAGUUCCUGUACGACGAGACGGAGUACGGAGUGGAGUCGCUGUGGUCACCUGACAUGGCUCAGCAUCAGGCGUCAGCGUUGUACGUCUACAACGACGCCGUGUUCACUGGGGAGGACUGGAACGGGAUUCAGGAGAUCGCCAGAAGCAGGAAGAGAGACGACCCUUUGAAAGUGGGACGAUUCGGGAUCGGAUUCAACUCCGUGUAUCAUAUCACAGAUGUUCCCAGUAUAUUCAGCGGAGACCAGAUCGCCAUGCUGGAUCCUCACCAGACUCUGUUCGGAGUGAACGAGUCCGGACAGUGUUGGAACCUGAAGACGGACGUCAAGGAGAUCACGGAGCUGGCCGACCAGUUCGCUCCCUACACCGGGAUGUUCGGCAGCUCGGAGAAAACCGUGCGGGACGGCAGCUUUCCGGGAACGCUGUUCCGCUUCCCGCUGCGCGCGAAGCCCUCCCAGCUCAGCGGCAACAUCUACAACAAGGAGAAGGUGCUGGAGCUCUUCGAGUCCUUCAAGGCAGACGCGGACACGGUGCUGCUCUUCCUCAAGAGCGUGCAGAGGAUCUCGCUGCACGUGCGCGAGUCCGACGGCACGGAGCGCGUGUUGUUCCAGGUCACGGCCACGGAAAACACCGACGAUAAGUCGGAGAGACCGAACGCGCUGAAGACUCUGGGUCAGGCGAUAGACGGCUACGGCAACGGCGUUCCCGACUCCACCGUCACGUGCGUCACCUACCAGGUCAACAUCGAGACUCAGGACGAAACGGCCAAAGAGACUCAGAGAACCACGUGGCUGGUUUGUAACGGAGUCGGGGGGAGGGGCACGUGCGCCGAGCUGGACUCCCUGGCCGACGAUUUGAAGUUCAUGCCCACCAUUGGCAUCGCCCUGCCUCUCACUCAGACCAACGGGGAGGACGUGGGCGCCACGUCGGGCUUUUCGGGGCGGGCGUUUUGCUUCCUGCCUCUUCCCCCCGGCGAGGAGAGCGAGACGGGGCUCCCGGUGCACGUGAGCGGCUUCUUCGGCCUCACGGACAACCGCCGGAGCAUCAAGUGGCGGGAGGUGGACCAGUGGAGGGAUCCGGCCGCUCUGUGGAACGAGCUGCUCAUCGUCACCGUCAUCCCCAAGGCGUACUUCGCGCUCAUCACGGAGACCAUCAGAAGGGUGCAGACCAAAAAGGACCAAGACUUCCCGCUGUCCCCCGCCGGGACCUACGAGGCCUGGCCCAACCCGAAGCAGGUCAAGUCCCGCUGGAAGCCCGUCCUCCAGCCACUGUUUCACGACCUGCUGCAGCAGGAGGUCAUCUUUUCCCUCAGCGAGGGCUGGAUCCGGGUGGACCAGGCCGUGUUCUCCGAGCUGGACACGGACGAGGACAUUGCAGAGACGGUGAUCAACUACCUCCAGAGCUCAGGGACGCAGGUGGCAAAGGUGCCGGCUGCCGUGGACUCCGUGUUGGCCGCCUACGUGGCUGAGUCCGCCGAAGUGAGGAAGGUGACGCCGUCUUUGUUGCGGCAGGCGAUCAGGAAGUGCAAACACAAAGGUCCCGCGCAGGAGAAGCUGCAGCUGCUGGAGUUCGUGCUGAGCGACGCCAGUUACGGCGACCUCAUCGGACUGGAGCUGCUGCCGCUGCAAGACGAGACGUUCACAUCAUUUUCGUCUUCAGUCGGUGAUAAGGACGCCAUUUACAUCGCGUCUGAGGAAUACCCCAGGUCUCUGUUUCCAGGACUUGAGGGUCGGUUCAUAUUGGAGAGCAUCAAACCGUCGGUGAUGGACAGUUUGAAGAAAGCAGCCAAAACCAGAGUGCAACAGUAUCUUUGGGGCUGUUCAGGACGACCCUGCACUCAGCUGCAAGUGCUGAACCCGGACCGAUCCGCUCGACUCAUCAAGGAGAUCCUGUCGACAGCCUGGCCAACGAGGGACUUCACCGUCCAGUGGGAACCUGGGAACAGAGAGUUGAAGCAUCCGACAGUUUCCUGGCUGAAGGUUAUUUGGAAGCAUCUCUACAUACAUUUCGCUGAUGACCUGAGUACAUUUGAAGACAUGCCUUUGAUCCCAUGCAUGCCACUCGAGGAGGGCAUGGACGUAGUGAAGCUUCUGCGUCUCAAAACACCAUCCCCAAUAAUUCUCGUGGAUGAAGAAGAGGCUCCACUUUCUGAAACCCUUCUCGACAUCAUGGAAAGGCUUGGGGGAGUCGUUAUAAAAAAGCUGGAUUCCUGUUUGCAGCACCCUCUGCUGAAGAAUUACAUCCAUGCGUCCUCUCCUGGUAUGCUCUUGCAAAUCAUGAAUAGACUGGCAACACAACGACUAUCUAGCCACGUCUCCUCUUUCUCAGUCAAAGAGAAGAUUGCACUCAGAAACUUUCUCGCAGGACUGUCUGACAUUACAGCGAAGGAGAAGCAUACCCUGCUCGAACUUUCCAUCUUUGAGAAAGUGGGGACCUGCUCUGAAGGUGCCUCAACAUUCACAUCACUGAGAGGAGCUAGAGCUUUACACCACAGAGCCAAGUAUCCACCAGACGUGAAGUUAUCUGUCAAUCUUGUGAGUUGCUCUGAUGAGGAAUCAAUCCGCCUCAUCAAGAUGCUGAAUGUAGAACAGGUGAAAACAACAGAAUGUUUGAAAUUCAUUAUUCAGGAUAUUGAGAGGGGGUUCUACACAGCAGACGAGAUAACCCAAAUCAUGCUCUGGGCGCUAAAAAAUCUGGCCUUUUUAAAGAAUGAAAACUCAUUUGUGAUUGGAUGGCUUUCUGCCGUUAAAUUUAUUCAGCUGCCCGGUGGGAAUUCAGUCAGAGCCUCCGAUGUGUUUGAUCCUGAGCUGGAGAUUCUACAGAAUCUCUUCUACAUGGAGGAGAAAAUCAGGUUUCCCACAAGUGCGUUCACGUCUUCCGCCGAUAUUCUACAUUCACUGAGGCAACUGGGACUGAGAAAUGAAGUGCAGCUCAGUGAAAAAGAUAUACUGCACGUGGCAAAGAAGAUAGAGGAGUUACAAAGCAGCGAUGAACCUGAGUGGGAUCUCAUAAUCAAAAAGGCAAAAACACUCCUGCAGAUACUCAACAGACAAACCAAGCUGGUGAAAUCAGCUGAUGCUCAGACAUCAUUGCUAAAGCUGAAAUGGGUACCUGUCUGCAAGGAAAGACCCCUAACUUACCCUAAGUCCCUCGCCUGGGUUGGAGAUACUCUCAAUAUCUGCUCUUUGUCUGAGAUGUGCGACAUAUCCCAUGCAGUUCUCGUGGGAUCUUCAGUAGCGCUGGUUGAACAUACAUCUGCAGGGAUGAAGAAAGCACUGAAACUAACUGUUGAGCCACAGGUGGAUCAGGUGUUGCAACACCUGAAAGCAGUGAACGACUGGCAUAAAUCUCAAGCAUUCACCACGGAGGAUUGGUAUCAGUUCCAGCAGAUCUUGUUUGAGAUUUAUGCUUUCAUGCAGGCUCAUCUUGGGGACGCACGAGAAGCAAUGAAAUCACUGGCCUUCGACUGGGUGUGGACAGGGAAGACGUUCUCAUCACCUGGCCACACUGUCCUGAAACCCCUCCCUGAUCUAGACUUGCAACCUUACCUGUACUCCCUGCCAAAGACAAUCAGAAAGUUUCACAAGCUUUUCAAGUUUUGUGGUUCAGUCGAAGAAGUUGUCCCGAGCCACGUGUUUGAAGUCAUCAGCACCAUCCGACAAAGAUGUGAAGGAGAGAUUACCAAGGAAGAAAGCAAACGCGAUAUCUUGCUUUUGAUCAACAUCCUGAGAUGGCUGUACAACAAUCAGAUAACUGUGGACGCUGACAUGCAUGUGCCGAUUCUUUGUUACAAGGACCCAAGCAAGUUAGCCAUGAAGCCCAUUCAGGAAUGCACCUACUGUGACAUCAAGGUCGACGAUCUGAAUGACUUGCUCGAGGAUGCGUCAGAGCCCAUUAUAUUAGUCCACGACGACAUCCCCAUGAAAACUGCAGAGUGGCUGAAGGUCCCGUGUUUGAGCACAAGGCUGAUAAACCCGGAGAACCUUGGCUUUGAACAAUCCGGCCAACGAGAACCUCUAACAGUAAGAAUAAAGAACAUCUUGGAGGAAUAUCCAUCUGUAGCAGACAUUUUCAAAGAGCUCCUCCAGAAUGCGGAUGAUGCGAGUGCAACAGAGUGCAGUUUCCUCAUCGACAUGAGAAAAAACUCUGACAUUCGCGAGAACCUCCUUGACCCCGGCAUGAUCGUUUGCCACGGGCCCUCCCUGUGGUCUUUCAACAACUCUGUAUUCUCAGACACAGACUUUCUAAAUAUCACAAGGCUAGGUGGAUCAGUGAAGCGAUGUGAAGCAGACAAAGUGGGCAAGUUCGGCUUGGGCUUCAACUCCGUUUAUCACAUCACUGACAUCCCCAUCAUCAUGAGCAGAGAGUUCAUGAUCAUGUUUGAUCCAAACAUCAAUCACAUCAGCAAGCACAUCAGAGACGGGUCAAACCCAGGGAUCAAAAUCAACUGGAGCAAGCAACAGAAACGUCUGAGAAAAUUCCCCAAUCAGUUUAAACCGUUCAUUAAUGUCUUCAAUUGUCAGCUCCCUCUAGCUCAGGACUCCCCCUACAAAUACAAUGGCACACUGUUCAGACUGCCAUUCAGAACAGAGCAGGAAUCCUCAGUGAGUGAAAUCAGUAGUCUGUACUACAACACCACAGACAUCUAUUCCCUGGUGGAUGAGUUCAGCAUAUGUGGCCAUCGGUUCAUUCUGUUCACACAACAUGUUGGAAGUAUGGUCUUGAAAUACCUGAAAUACGAAGAACCAAAUCCAGCAGGAGCACAAGAUGUCGUGGCCAUCAACAAAAGUGUGUGGUCGUGCAAAGCCUCAUACGGACCGCUGAGUAUCCUAAAAUCUGCAGCAAAGCUUAUGAAGAAAGUAGCAAGCACCAACAAGGUACCUGCUGACGUUCCCAAGUCUGGCUGCAUCAUACGCAUCAUGGUAGAGGAGUUUCACAACGUGUUCAAGCGCAUUGUCGAUCUCCACUCCCCACUGUUCAGAGGUUCAGAGGAAGAUCCUAACCAGUACUUUGAGAUGGCUGCUAAAGGAAUUCAGACGAGAAGACUCACAGACGAAAUGCCCCAAAAGGCAGUCGAGGUCACUAACUGGCUCAUUUGCUCAUGCAUGGAUGCAACUGAAGCACUCAAGUUUUCCCUCAGUGAUAGUGGCAAAAGACUUGGACUGGUGCCUUGUGGGGGAGUGGCUGUUCUUCUCUCUGAGGAAGAGAAUCGCAAAUGGACAGUGAAGACAAACGCCACACCGGUUGGAGAGGUGUUUUGUUACUUACCUCUCAGAAUCAAAACAGGCUUGCCAGUCCAUAUUAACGGCUGCUUCGCUGUGACUUCCAACCGCAAAGAGAUCUGGAAGACCGACACCAAAGGACGAUGGAAUUCUGUUUUCAUGAGACAUGUCAUUGUCCAGGCUUACUUGGCAGCACUCACGAUGCUACGUUCAAUGGCUGAAAGUGGAGAACUGCUCAACUACAGCUAUUACGCAGCAUGGCCAGAUCCAAGUCAGGUGCAUGAUGACUUCACACUGAUCAGCCAGGGUAUCUACCAAGAGAUUGCCAAAGGAGGUGACAGUGAGCAUGCAAAGGUGUUCUCAGAUGGAAAUAUCUGGGUGUCAAUCAAAUACGUGAGAUUUCUUGAUGAUGCCUUGCUCUGCAGGCCAGACAUUGGUCCUGCCGCUUUCAAGAUAUUCCUGAAAUAUCUCAAGAAGAGUGGUGCACAAAACCUCUGUGCCGUUGAGCUGCCCGACUGGGUGAAGGAGGGCUUUGAUGAUGCUGGAUGUAAAGGGAAGUUGAUAGAAAACACCCUGACAGAGAAGCAGUUCUUCUCAGAUGUCUUUUUCCCUCACAUCCAGGGAAUCGACAGAGAGCUUCGAGAUCCCCUGAUGCAUUACGUCUUGAAUGAGAAACUGGAAGAUUUUGCAUCGAUUCUCAGGGAUACCCCUUGCAUUCCAUGUUCUGGUGCCAACAAGGAACUGGUUUUGCCCUCCAGACUCAUUCAUCCAGAGGGAAGAGUCGCUAAACUCUACAGCACAGAUGAUGGAAGAUUUCCUGAAGGGACCUCUAAAGACUACUUAAACCCUGUGUGUUUAGUGAAGCUGGUGCAGUUAGGCAUGGUCAAAGAUGACCUGUCAUGGGAGGACCUGAUUGAACGUGCUCAGUCCGUUAGCCAUCUCAAUGAAAGUGAUCACGCAGCUGCAUGCUUUCGUAGCAGUAUCCUACUCAGUCUAAUCGACGAGAAGCUGAAGAUGAGAGAGACGGCCCCAGCCGAGCUCUUAGAGAAGCUACACGACAUCAAGUUCCUUCCAUUCCUGACGAGGCCUGCAGGGUUCUCACUACCAUGGCAUGGAAACAAUUUUUCCCCGACAACAAUGUUCUCUGCUGGAGAACUUUUCACAACUGAACACCAGGACAUAAUGUGUCUGAUGAAGCCGAUCCUGAAUGAGAAUUCCCCAUCCUUCAAAGGCUGUGGUGCAAUGUCAUUGGCUGUAAAAGACUGUCUUGGUCUAAUAAGGAAGCCGUCAGUUGGACUUGUCAUCAGUCAGCUCAAGAAACUGUCUGAAUCCUUUGAUGGUGUCACACUGUAUCAGGAAAACAUAACAAAUGCUUGUUACAAGUAUCUACACGAGGAAAUGCUACAGGAUGAGAAUGGAAAAGAACACAUAACCGAGGAACUAAAAGCGUUCACCUCAAUUCUGGUGGAGAACACAUAUGUCAAUCCCUCCAAAGUGGCAUUCCACCUGAAUUUUGAUGCAGCUCCACACCUUUACCAGCUCCCGAACAAAUACAGGAACAGCUGUCGUGAGCUCUUUGAAAAUGUUGGGGUACAGCCAAGUUUUACAGUCGAGGAUUUCUCAGCCGUUCUCGAAACUGUGAAGCAGGAAUGUGGGCGAAGGGCACUGACGGAGGAGAACUUCCAGCUGUGUCGCAGGAUUAUUAGUGAAGGGAUAUGGAGCUUGAUACGUGACAAGAACCAAGAGUACUGCCAAGCGAACUAUGGGGGGAUCAUGUUACCCGACUCCAGUCUGACCUUGCAGCAAUCAAAAUCACUAUGCUACAAUGACUGCCCUUGGAUCAAAGUCAGAGAUUCUUCCGUGAAAUACUGUCACGGGGAUAUACCGAGAGAGGUUGCUGUGAAACUAGGAGCAGUCCCAAAACGUCACAAAGCCUUGGAGAGGUAUGCCUCCAAUGUCUGUUUCAGUCCUCUCGGGAGUGAGUUUGGACAGAAAGAGAAACUCACAAGCAGAAUUAAAAGCAUCCUCAGUGCUUACCCAUCAGAAAAAGAAAUGCUAAAAGAGCUGCUUCAAAAUGCAGACGAUGCCAAAGCUACGGAAAUCUUCUUUGUUUUUGAUCCGAGGACACACCCCACAGACAGAGUUUUUGAUGAUAAGUGGAUCCCAAUGCAAGGCCCUGCGCUCUGUGUAUAUAACAACCAGCCGUUCACGGAGGAUGAUGUCAGGGGUAUACAGAAUCUUGGAAGAGGAACAAAAGAGGCCAAUCCAGGCAAAACUGGUCAGUAUGGUAUAGGAUUCAACUCUGUCUAUCACAUCACUGACUGCCCCUCCUUCAUCUCAAACAAUGACAUUCUGUGCAUAUUUGAUCCUCAUGCACAGUUUGCACCCGGGGCUACAUCUGUGAGUCCUGGGAGAAUGUUCAGAGACUUGGACUCUGACUUCAGAUCUCAGUUUUCAGAUGUUUUGGAUCUUUACUUGGGAGCUCACUUCAAGUUAGAACGCAGCACAAUGUUCAGAUUCCCCAUUCGCUCUACAGACAUGGCAAAGACCUCAGAAAUCAGUUCGGUCCCUGCAUCAGACAGGAUGGUGCAAAACCUUCUGGAUAAGCUCAAAACUGAUGGCGCAGAGCUUCUGAUGUUCCUCAACCACAUGGAGAAAAUAUCAAUUUGUGAAGUUUGUAAGGCUUCGGGGGAUCUAAAAGUGCUUUACUCUGUGACCGCCAAAAUAACAGAUGGUGAUCGGCUGAAACGCAAACAGUUUCAUGCCUCAGUCAUUGACAGUGUGACCAAAAAGAAGCAGCUCCCCGCUAUCCCAGUCCAACAGAUAACCUACACCAUGGACAUAGAGGACACUGACGGUAAUUUGACCACAUGGAUGAUCUGCAACCGGUCCGGCUUCCCCGACAUCGAAAAUGUCUCAAAAAGUGUGAUCUCAGCUCACAAAAAUGAAGACAUAACUCUGUUUCCACGCGGAGGAGUCGCUGCAUGUGUAACCCACAACUACAAAAAACCCCACAGAGCCUUCUGCUUUCUGCCCCUCUCUCUGGAGACCGGCUUGCCUUUUCAUGUAAAUGGGCAUUUUGCUCUAGACUCUGCCAGAAGAAACCUAUGGAGAGAUGACAAUGGAGUAGGGGUAAGGAGUGACUGGAAUUAUAAUUUGAUGACAUCGCUGAUAGCCCCUGCCUGCGUGGAACUGCUGAUUCAGCUCAAGCGCCGAUACUUCCCAGGCCCUGAUCCCACCAUGACUGUACUCCAAGGAACUCCACUUCACGUCGUUAAAGAUACAUUGCGGAAAUAUCUGUUCUUCUUCCCAGCCAACAGACUUGACAUACAGCCAGACUGGUACUGCCUUGUUAAAGCAGUCUACAACUGUGUCCACGCCGACCUGAAGCGCCUGCUUCCUGUGGUCCGAGCAGCACAAGUUGACAACUCUGACAUGCACUCUGUCAUUUAUAUUUCAUGGGUGAAUACAUCCACAGCAAACAAAGGCAGAGCCUUUUUUGACAAUCUGUUACAAGAUGAGCUUCAGCACUUGAAAAACACAGAGUACAACAUCACAUCAAGGAAGUCUGUGGCAGAGAAUGUCUACAGGCUGAAAACCCUGCUCCUGGACAUUGGUUUCAACCUGGUCCACAGUUGCGAUGACACGGCAAAUCUCUACUUCUGUCUGGAGGACGCAGGGAUACCAGUCAGUUAUGUAACACCAGAGGACGUCCGCAACUUUCUUCACACUUUCUCGUCACCGGACACUUCUUGCCAUGUUGGAAAACUCCCCUGCCGUCUCCAACAGUCCAACUUCAAGCUAGUUCACAACCUGAAAAUUCUGUUUGACUACUGCUUCAAAGACAUAGAGGUAGAUGACGUCAAAAUUGAGGGCUUGCCUCUGUUGAUAACAAUGGACAACAUGCUUCAGGUAUUCGAUACCAAGAGAGCAAAGUUCCUGACACCACAUCAUGAGCUAAUAUCAUCAAGGAAAGAAAUGUUCAUGAAUUCAUUGUACAUCAGGUACAGCAACAUCCUGAUGAAAGCAGGAGCUGCAAAGAUCUUCGACAUAAGCAGCUUUGGUGACCUACUGGGGUCCGUUCUGCCAAGAGAGUAUCGAACAAAGAUCCCUGUAAAGUGGAGAGACACAUUUGCAAGUGAAUCUUGGCUGAAGAAUGUGUGGAACUUCAUCAGUGAGAACAUCGCUGUGAAGGAGGAUCAGGUGGACAUCAAACUGAGUUUUGACACAAUGCUUGACAUUCUGAAAGACUGGGCACUGCUCCCUGGUAUCAAAUUCAUGGCCAGAGAAAAGAUAGUUGUCCCUGAGCACGAUGUGCUUUUACCUCUGAGCUUAAUGAACAUUGUCCUAUUCCCACAUGGCCAAAAUGACAAAGUCUUUCACACCCUCAUGAAAGCAGGGUGCAUUCAGCUGGCACUGAACAAAAUCUGUGUCAAAGAGAAUCCCAUUGUGCCCUUUCUGGCACACCACACUGCAAACAUUGAAAGUCCAUCGAGUGUUCUGAAAGCUGUAGAGUACAUGAUUCAGACGUCUGCGUUCAAAGCAGCAAACCUAACUGACAAGGACUUUGAGGCUCUUCUGUUGUAUUUCAACUGCAACCUGGCUAACCUCACGCAGCAGGACAUACAGAGCCUAAAACUCCUCCCGUGCUUCAAGUCAGUAAGUGGGAGAUACAUAAGCAUUGCAAACUAUGCAGCAAACUAUGUACUUGCAAAAAGCAUUCCUACUGCAGACAUAGAGAAAUGGGCUCACACAGCCUCAUUUGCCUUCCUUGCUGACAGUCCACAGCUGAAAGAACUGUACACCUUCCUUGGCUGUAUGCCCAUUGAUGACGUAGAAAUCUACCUUCAACAUCUCCUGCCAAAGUUUGAGAGUUUUUCCUAUGAUGCCAAAGUUCAACACGUAGUCUACUUGAAGGAGACACUUUUGUCAAUGGAAGAAUCGUGCAAGAUAAAAGAUCAGCUCUAUGAGAAGCUGGAGGGACUGUCAUUCAUCUUUGACUACUCAAACAGACUCCGACCAACCAAGUUCUUCUACGAUGAGACGGUGAAGGUAUUUGAAGUUAUGCUUCCUGCAAAAUCUUUCAUACCAAGUGACUUUUUCAAGAAAGUUGAGCAAGUGUCAAAACCAAAGAAUGGCACGCUGUUGCUCACCUCGUGGAUAACCUUUCUGAGAAAGAUUGGCCUCAAACAUGAAAUGUCCCAGCAGCAAGUUCUCCAGUUUGCAAAAGAAGUCAGCAUAAAAGCCCAGACAGAAAACUGGACAAAAGAAAAAGUGCAAACUAUUGUCGAUGUUCUCUUGAACCAUAUUUUCAAAGAGAGGACAGAUCUGUUCCAGGGUGCAUUUCUCAAGGAGCUCUCAAUGAUACCAUUCCUGUGUCCUGAGAGAGCACCAAAAGAACUCAUCAAGCUCCAUUCGCAGUACCAAGAGAUGACUGGCACACUUCCUCUGAUUCGCUUCAGUGGGUCGCAGGUGAAUCCAAAAUUCAAGCAAACAGAUAUCAUUCACUUGCUUUGGACAUCCUGCCCCAUUCUGCCAGAGAAAGCUACUCCAUCAAGCAUAAAGGACCAGGAAGGGAGCACGCUCACUGGACAGGAACAACUCGACCAAGUGCUGAACGUGUUAGGUGUCAGUUUGGACCCACCACUGGAGAAAGUAAUAAGCAACUGCAAGAAUAUCUGCAACAUAUCCAGUCCAGAUGAUGAAAUGGUGAAAACCAGGAACAAAGUGUUAAAGUCCACCUAUGAGUUCCUCAAUGCAGAUAAAAGAGAUUUCCGUCACCAGCUACGCGGGGUGACGUUUGUCAUGGUUGAAGAUGGCUGGAAGUUGCUGAAACCUGAAGAGGUCGUCAUUAAUUUGGACAACGAAUCCGACUUCAAACCUUACUUGUACAAACUGCCUCUGGAACUUGGUACCUAUCAUCAACUCUUCAAACUCCUCGGCACAGAAGACGUUGUUUCAACUAAACAGUACGUUGAAGUGCUGUGGCGAAUUUUCAGAAGUUCCGAGGGCAAGCAGCUCGACCCAAAUGAGAUGAGAACUGUGAAAAGGGUUGUUUCAGGAUUGUUCAAGUCGCUCCAUAAUGAUCCAGUGGAAAUCCGCAAAGAUCUAGAGAGUCUCAGAGAUUUGUUAUUUUAUUUGCCAAGUCAUGACGGCAGAUUAGCGAAAUCCAGUAGUUUAGUGUUUGAUGAUGCUCCACACUACAAGAGCAGGAUUCAGGGAAACGUUGGAGUUCAGAUGCUUGUGGACAUGAGCCAGUGUUAUCUCGGCAAAGAUCACGCCUUCCACACAAAGCUGAUCAUGCUACUCCCACAGAAACUAAGGCCGCGACUGUUGAGCAGCAUUCUCGAAGAGCAACUCGAUGAGGAUUCCCCAAAAAUGUGCCAGUUUGGAGCUCUUUGCUCACUUCAGGGUCGCCUUCAGCUGUUGCUGUCGUCAGAGCAGUUCAUCACAGGACUGAUCAGAAUAAUGAAACACGAGAAUGACAAUGCAUACCUCGUGAAUGAGGAAAAAGCCAUACGUCUCUGCAAAGCACUUUGUGAAGGACUCAAAGUGUCUUGUUUUGAGAAACUGCAGACAACAUUAAGAGUGAAAGGAUGCAGUCCCAUCCAACACAGCCGCAGUGAAACACUUGCCUUCCUCAAGAGGUACGGGACGGCUGUGAUUCACCUCUACAUCCAGCAUUCAGACAGCAGAGACAUUAACUUUCUGUUGGCACUUGCCAUGACACUAAAGUCUGCCACAGACAACCUGAUUUCUGACACGUCCUAUCUAAUCGCCAUGUUGGGCUGCAACGAUAUCUAUAGAAUCACAGAGAAGUUGGACAGCCUCGGUGUUAAGUAUGACGCAACAGAGCCUUCAAAACUCGAGCUGCCCCUCCCCGGAACCCCCAUCCCAGCUGAGAUACACCACACGCUCCUCAUGGAUCCAAUGAAUGUAUUCUAUCCAGGGGAAUAUGUUGGUUACCUUGUAGACUCAGAGGGAGGAGACAUAUACGGGUCCUACCAGCCGACGUAUACAUACGCCAUCAUUGUUCAAGAAGUAGAAAGAGAGGAGGAGAAAAACACAACCUUCCUUGGAAAAUGCUUCCAGAUCGACAUUGGAUACAGCGAAUACAAAAUAGUCAGCUCCCUUGACUUGUACAAAUUCUCAAGACAAGAUGAAAGCACCAAUGCACGAGACACCAGUGCCCCGUCAACUCCCACAAGUCCGGACAGUCGUUCUACUGGUCCGCGAAUGGCCCCUCCUCUUUUUGCUGGUAAGGAAAACCUCAGACCCCCCACUCAAAAACAAUCACCAAAAAAGAUCAAGCUCAAUGCACUGCCUGAGAUCCUGAAAGAAGUGACCUUAGUAAUCGAACAAGCGUGGAAACUUGCGGAAACCGAGAGAAAGAAGAUAAUCCGCCGAUUGUAUCUCAAGUGGCAUCCGGACAAAAAUGCCGAGAACCUGGACAUUGCCACAGAAGUCUUCAAGCACUUGCAGAGCGAGAUCAGCAGGAUGGAGAAACAGUCUUUGGCUGAUCAACAAAAUACUGACAGAGCUUCCAGGAGAUCCUACUCCUCAUCGUCAGCACGCUUCCAAUCAGAGAAGUCCUCGUUUCAAAGGUUUUAUUCGUCUUGGAACCAAGAAGCAACGAGUCACAAGUCAGAAAGGCAGCAGUUCAGGGAACAUUACAGCUAUGCAGGUUCGUCACAUUCCCAUCGUUUCUUUGUGCCCCCGACGUUCAAGACAGUUGGAAACCCCGUGGAAGCCCGCAGGUGGCUGAGGCAAGCCAGGGCAAACUACUCUGCUGCUCGCAACGAUCUCCAUAAGAAUGCCAACGAGUGGGUUUGUUUCAAAUGCUACCUGGCAACAAAGCUUGCACUGAUAGCUGCCGACUACGCAGUCAGAGGGAAGUCAGACAAAGACGUAAAACCAACUGCCCUGGCUCAAAAGGUGGAGGAGUACGGCACCCAGUUGACGGGCCUGGCCAACGACGUGAAGAUUCUGGAAGGAUACGGCGUGGACAGCCUGAGAACUCGCUACCCGGACCUCCUGCCUUUCCCACAGAUUCCCAACGACAGAUACACGUCUGAGGUGGCGAUGAGGGUGAUGGAAUGCACCGCACGAAUCAUCAUAAAGCUCGAAACUUUUGUGCAGCAAAAAAUAUAACGCAACCACGAAACUGCCGUAUGCAAAGAUCCUCUGUGGAAUAGAGGGACACCCUUGGCUGGGUGCAAUACAGAAUCACGUUUAUCAAUUAAAAUAAAACUGAAGUAUCCAGCCGCCAGCUUGUGGUACAAAUGCAGUUUCUACCUGUGAUGGUGCAGUUGUGGCCCCAUGCACAGGAAAUAAAUGUAUGGCUCCCAUAACCCACUCAGCUGUUUCAAUAGAAAUCUGCAAAUGCUGUACAUACAAAUGCCUCAGCAAUACGUUUGUUUACCAAAGUCCCCAUAUAAGGAACCCAUUAGCUCUGAGUUGUAAUGAGUUACACUAAAAAUAUGCUGCUUUUUUUACUUUAUCUUUUAUAAAACAUAUAUAUAUACAUAUAUAUUUUCUUGCUACAGAAAACCAGUCGAGUGUACUUAAAGGUUGUGCUUGUGAUGAAGAAAUAGAGCAACUCUCACUGUCAAUACGGCGAUUGCUGUCAUGCAACGUGUCCUAUUUGCAAAGGCAAGGAAACACAAUCGUGUUUGUUAAAUUAUUCUUUUUUUAAAUGGUUAAUUUCAUAUAAUUUCUGUAAAUUUGUAAAUUUUCUGUAACAUACAAGUAGCCAGUCACUGGUUUAUGGACGAAGCACUUUUUUGAAACACCUCGUGUAUCCGCACUUGCACUCGUACAGCGCUUAUGUCGCUCCAGCAACUCGGGAGAAUCCAACUGUGAAUGGAAAAACUCUUUAUGUUACUUUAAACGCAACUUUUAAGAAAAUAUUUUGUUAUGGCUAUGUGAAAAUAUUAGUUGUUCUCCACACAGUAACAUUUUAUUACCCGUUCAUAUGAAUGACUUUUAUUUUUAGCAGUGUUUGGGGCAGUUGAGUAGGACUGUGAUAGAAUAAAGAGCCAUAUUUAUGCUAUAAUAGGGGAGAAACAACCCCUAAUAUGUUAACUUUUGUCAGCAUGAAACCAUGUCCAUAUUUUUUUGGGGGUAAUUCUUCUGGUUUAAGGAACACGGAACAGCACCGCACGGAACAGCACCACACGGUGGCGCUUGUGUGUUUUUAUAGCUUCAUUUACCUUUUGAUUUAAAGGACUAUACACACACGGAGACCACAUCUUGUAAGUGACAUUUUGGAAAAAAAAUAAUAUAAAAUGUGCUUCUUUGUUUAUGUUGUUUUGUUACACCUCAGGGUUUGAGGGCGUCCCCUUGAAUAAACCACGUUGCAGUUCCUUGUGUAUCAUACAUGUUAAAGUACACUGUGCCAUAGGAAGGCCCAAUAAAUACAUGGUGUCACUU
This is a messenger RNA of Scophthalmus maximus (turbot), 15395 nucleotides long. It is a transcript of the gene sacs, whose product is annotated as sacsin molecular chaperone. NCBI's taxonomy places the organism in Eukaryota, Metazoa, Chordata, Actinopteri, Pleuronectiformes, Scophthalmidae. The transcript has 11 exons. Bases 345 to 14114 code for a protein of 4589 amino acids. Gene Ontology annotation, molecular function: Hsp70 protein binding. The record is from RefSeq and is a predicted model, not a curated record.